AUGAUGAACGGCAGUGACUGCUAUGAUGAUGGCGGCGGCGGUAAUAGUGCAGCAGCUGCUGGUGAUGAAUGCGGCGAUGAAAAUGGUAGUGAAGAUGACGAUGGUAGCGAUGGUGGUGGUGGUGGUGGCGGCGGUGGCGGCGGCAAUGGUGAUAAUACUGCAAUAGAUCACACCGCCGAGACAAGUGAAGCGGUUAACAACUUCGACAUUCUGAGCUGCGUCAGAGACAGCUGCCGCCACCCUCAAAUUAUCUUCGCCGGUCUGCAGUUGUUUGUGAAGAGUGCCUCUCCAGAUGGUUCAGUCGGCUGCGAGAUCCUCCCAGGAAUUGGUGUUGAUGCCAAGUACCUUCAUGUGCCUCCUGCACACGUCCCUGUACCUCAGCUUCGGGCAGCCAAUGUUUGGGAUCCGACCAUACUCCAUACGGCGAACGUGGCCAAGCCAGCGCAGCCGACGUUGUCUUAG
Molecule: messenger RNA, 462 nt
Organism: Octopus sinensis (East Asian common octopus)
Lineage: Eukaryota; Metazoa; Mollusca; Cephalopoda; Octopoda; Octopodidae
Product: acidic endochitinase WIN6.2B-like
Exons: 3
Coding region: 1-462 (153 amino acids)
Source: RefSeq, a predicted model, not a curated record